This is a messenger RNA of Dentiscutata heterogama, 339 nucleotides long. The record is from the annotation of a GenBank genome assembly. NCBI's taxonomy places the organism in Eukaryota, Fungi, Glomeromycota, Glomeromycetes, Diversisporales, Gigasporaceae.
AUGGCAUAUCCAGAUUCAGAUUUAACAAUUCCAUUUGCAACAAUUUUUACAACAUUUUUGUUAUGGUUUGUUUCAUUGGUACCAAUUAGAAUUGCUCAAUCGAAACAUGAAGAAGGUUAUGAUAAUUCACACCCAAGAGAGCAAUAUUCAAAAUUGUCCAAGUGGGGACAACGAGCGGUUGCAGCAUCAAAUAACACAUUUGAAGGAUUAUGUUUCUUUAGUAUUGCAGUAUUCACAUACGCGUUCUCACAAUUAAGUAAUUUAAAUGAUAGCAGUAAACAUAAGCCAGUUCGAAUAGCAGCAGAUGUUUUUUGCAUAGCUUUUGUAAUCUUUAGAGUG